UAUUGAGAGAACAAAAGAAGAUGGAGAAUUGUACUGACCUGACUGACUUUCCAAAUGCCCAGAGAAAUCACGGCUCGCCGGAGACUUGGAUUUUGGGUUUAGCCUGGGUCUGUUUUGCCCUUUUUUAUAUGAGAUGUGAGGGUUUUGAAACAAUGACGGAACUGAACGCCAAGCACCACACUCUGAUUCAAGCCCUCCUCUCUCGCGGCCCACUCAAGGAGGCCCAAUUCCACCGCAUGUUCUCGGAGCUCACCGGAGAAAACCCAGGUGUUCGUCGGAAAGCGUUUGAUGAUUAUCUUCUGAGGAUAAACAAGGCCCUUUCGUAUGUUCAGUUGGAGCUGCGAGGAUGCAGGAAUCAAUAUGAUGGUCAGGUUUAUUAUGGAGUUGUCAAUAAUGUGUCUGAUGAGGAAUCCAAGCUGGGAACCACCUAUUCGGUUGCUCAGAUCGCUUUCUAUAAGGCUAUUAUAGAAGCAAUAGUGCAAGAAGCUGCUCAAGGAACCAUAUCUAGCAGCGAUGCUCUUAAUCUACGAUUAGAGAAUCAGGUUAACAUUGGUACAUCAUCACAAUCACAAGGUCAAUUUCAUAUCCCUGCUGCAUUGAAGAACUUUUCAAUGUCCCAGAAGGAAAAAACUCUUGAUGAAUUUGUACGGGAUAAAUGGCUUUCCUUCACCGCUGAGGGUCAUGUUGGACUUGGUGUCAGAUCCUUCCUUGAUCUGCGAAGUUGGUUUCGCAAUAAUGAUGUUCCUUCAUGUGAAGUGUGUAACGAAGCUGGGGUGAAGGCAGUGUUAUGUCAAAAAGAGGAUUGUAAGGUUCGAAUUCAUCAGUACUGCCUUGGAAAACUGUUUGCUAAGAAGAAGGGUGAAACAGUUUGUCCAAGUUGUGGUACUCAAUGGCCAUAUACUAGACCAAAAGCAGAAGCUGUGGAAGAUGAUGAGCCAGAUUGCGCUGCUCAGAGCCAACCACCUGUAGUACCCAGGAAAGAGAAGCUGAGAACAAGCCGAAUUGGUGAUGGAGAUAUAGUUGAAUCUAGUUCCUCUCAGGCUUCCUUACCUGGUCGUAAUCUAAGACGAUCAACUCGAAAUUCUAUGCGCCCCCAGUAACUUGAUUUCAUAUGCCCUCUAGCAAGUAAGUACCCUGGAGUAUAUUUUGCUCCAAACACACUUGCAUUCCUAAAAAGUAGGAUUUUCAUUUUCUAUGGCAUAAAAUUUAGCAGAUGCUUUACCCCAUUUUAUUAUGGCCAGGAAACUUUAUGAACAGGAUAAGAAGAUUAGGGGAUGAUGUAAAACUGUUUUAUCAUCAUUAAUCGGUAAAGUUGUGCAUCGUUUAUAU
This is a messenger RNA of Fragaria vesca subsp. vesca, 1329 nucleotides long. RefSeq lists its product as uncharacterized. Gene Ontology annotation, biological process: DNA damage tolerance; double-strand break repair via homologous recombination. The record is from RefSeq and is a predicted model, not a curated record. The coding region runs from base 21 to 1100 and encodes 359 amino acids. Gene Ontology annotation, cellular component: Smc5-Smc6 complex; nucleus. Gene Ontology annotation, molecular function: ubiquitin-protein transferase activity. The transcript is spliced from 7 exons. Lineage: Eukaryota; Viridiplantae; Streptophyta; Magnoliopsida; Rosales; Rosaceae.